Messenger RNA from Heterobasidion irregulare TC 32-1, 1300 nucleotides. RefSeq lists its product as uncharacterized. Bases 83 to 1210 code for a protein of 375 amino acids. Gene Ontology annotation, cellular component: cytoplasm; eukaryotic 43S preinitiation complex; cytosol. NCBI's taxonomy places the organism in Eukaryota, Fungi, Basidiomycota, Agaricomycetes, Russulales, Bondarzewiaceae. The record is from RefSeq and is a predicted model, not a curated record. Gene Ontology annotation, molecular function: protein binding; translation initiation factor activity; metallopeptidase activity. The transcript is spliced from 5 exons.
AGAACUCCCUGCUGUCUGUCGCCGUCUUUUCAUACCCGCAUACACUCUCUAGAAGUUCUUCUGGCUCUCGAGAUUAAAAAAUAUGGCGACAUCCAUGGCAGCCGCGCUUGCGGCCUCCCUCCCAGCACCCCAGGCCGCACCUACACCUGCCGCACCCACAUAUGAAGCCAUCCCGGCCUCCAUGUCCAAGGCGAUCGACAUCGAGGCCGAGAUCCCUGUCACGUCCAUCCAGCUCGAUGGCAUGGUCGUUUCAAAAAUCAUCAAACACAGUUCCGAGGCGCAUUCCCCCAUCGUGCAUGGCCUCCUCCUCGGCCUCGACAUCGACGGCACCCUCGAAGUCUCGAACUCGUUUCCGCUGCCGCACCACAGCAACGACGAAGACGACAAGCAGGCAAAAAACUCCGGACGCUACCAGGCCUCCAUGCUGCGGUCGUUGAAGGAAGUGCGCGCAGACGACAGCGUCGUGGGAUUUUAUCAGUCGACGACGAUGGGUGCGUUUUUCAGGCAGACGAUGCUUGACACGCAGGCCCUUCAUCAAGAUAGGCUCAGACAUGGCGGCAUCAUCGUUGUGCAUGACAUUUCGCAGACGACGCGGGGCAACGCAUCCUUCCGGGCGUUCCGGCUAUCGAAGGAGUUCUUAGACGCAUAUAAGAAGCGCAGCUUCAGCAGCCAAUCGCUGAUCAGCCACAAGCUGACCUUCUCGUCGAUCCUCGAGGAAGUCCCCCUGACCGUCCGAACGAGCCCCCUCCUGUCCGCUUUCCUCGAGACGCUCUCGCAGACGCGCCGAUCUGCGCUACCGGACGCGUCAUUGGAUGACUCGCUAUCGGCCCUGCCGCCGACGUUCUCGACGCUUGAUCUUGGGAACAACGCGCUGACGAAAAACCUGGAGCACGUCAUCGAGACGCUGGACAACUACAAAACCGAGGAAGGAAACCUGGCGUACCUUUCGCGGCAAAUCGCACGUGAGAAGUCGCGGGCGGACUCGUACGUGGCGAAGCGGAAGGAGGAGAACGCGACUCGCGUCGCGCAGGGACUCGCACCGCUUCCGGAGGAGGACGUGAACCGACUGUUCAAGAUCCCACCGGAGCCGAGCCGGUUGGAGAGCAUGCUCUUGUUAGGACAGAUAGACGCGUACGCGAAGACGCUAGAGGGGACGGCGAGCACGAGUCUUGUAAAGAUGUACGCUACCAAGGCGAGCGCCGGCGCGUGAGAGCCGGAAAGCCAUGUUCUGCACUCGUGUCUGGAAUUUAUGUUGUAAUAAGUGCUGCAGCGGCGAAGACGGCGUGCUGAUCUGACUGUC